AUGUCUUAUAUUCCUCCACAUAAGCGACACCCGAAGGAUCCGAACGGACCUUCCCCUGUUCAAGAUUCUCUUGAUACAAAAUUCAAGAAAAACCUCAUCUUCAAGAGUACCAGCGAUAAACUCAACCGUAUUGAAUACUCAGGAGAUUCCGUUUCCAAAUGGUUUCUUAUUGGUUCAAAUGGAAUCGAGGAUGAGAUUCCUCCAUCCGCUAAGCUCGUGACCCUCUCCUCGGAUUCUGUCGAAUGCAUAAAUGGAAAAAAGCCGUCGAUUCUGAUGAGCAACACUGUCCAAAAAGAGAGCGAAGAAGAAGAGAGAAGUCGGUGGCUGUUAGUAGCAGAGAAGGUGGAAGAGGAUCUUGUGUUGGCAUAUGAGAAAGCUAAGACUGCAAUGGAAGAGCAUCAGCAUGUCUUGAGAUUGGUUGCUAGGUUUGGUAAAAUUUUCUUCUAUGGGGAUCAUGCUGGUCCUGUGGUCAAUUGUUCGAGAAAGCCCUUGAAUAAGAUGUUCUCAGCAGAUGUCCCAACUUCUUACUUAGAACACAUCAAGUCUAAGGUCUUACCAAGCCAUGGAUUCUGUUUUGACUUGGAAAAGGAAAGAUACACUGUCAAGGUAUCGCAUUAUACUCGUCCCAGUGAAACCAUCGCCUGUAAAUGUACCCUUAAGGAAGAUGGCAAGCUCAGUUUGCACAAGGCAGAGCUUAGUCUCGUAAGGCAUUUGGUUGUUGAUGUGUCAUGUAUUGAUAAGAAUCUCGACAUGAGGCUGCUGCUCGCUUCCAAAAGAAACAGGACAGCUCUCACCGAGAAAGAGAUGAGUGAUAUUAGAGGAGUGUUGGAUUCAGCUACUGUUGAUCCAAAUGUGAAAGGUGGUUUAAGGUGCCCGCUUGGUAAAUCUUCAUCUAGUGAUGGGUACAAAGUGUUUGAAGCUUGUCACGCUAGGUCUACAGUCUACACAAAAGGAACUCUAAGGCUAAGGUUUAGAGAGACUGAUAGAUUCAACGAGAGGAUUGGAACAGGGGAAAUCAAGAGGGAGGUGACUCUGGUGCUUAAAGACCUCAACUCUAAGUUACAGGAGCAGAACAUUGAGAAGGCUUGUCUAUUGGAAAUGCUUCGAGAUACUCUUGGAACCUUGUGGGACUUCUUGCAUUGCGAUGCCUAUCUUACGUAA
Microthlaspi erraticum is the source of this 1161-nucleotide messenger RNA. The record is from the annotation of a GenBank genome assembly. NCBI's taxonomy places the organism in Eukaryota, Viridiplantae, Streptophyta, Magnoliopsida, Brassicales, Brassicaceae.